Dendronephthya gigantea is the source of this 4629-nucleotide messenger RNA. RefSeq names its product transient receptor potential cation channel subfamily A member 1-like. Gene Ontology annotation, molecular function: protein binding; monoatomic ion channel activity. Gene Ontology annotation, biological process: monoatomic ion transport; transmembrane transport. The transcript is spliced from 20 exons. Gene Ontology annotation, cellular component: membrane. The coding region runs from base 144 to 3620 and encodes 1158 amino acids. The record is from RefSeq and is a predicted model, not a curated record. Lineage: Eukaryota; Metazoa; Cnidaria; Anthozoa; Malacalcyonacea; Nephtheidae.
ACGGGCAUCAAUACAGAUUACUACCUCACCAGGAGAGAAUAUAAUAAAUACUCCUCGAUCUACUGGACAAAGCAUUAAUAUUAAUAACGAUCAAGCGAAUCAGCAAAUAUUGAGCAGAGCGCAAGCGAACUUCAGGACUCAGGAUGGAGGACUCGGAAAAUGCUCCCCAUAACUGUGAUGAUGUUUUGUCGAAUGCGGAAAAUGAAGUCAAUGGAAAUAUUGAUGCUAGUCAAAUAGGCUCCACUUUGGAUAACGUACAGAUGACAGAGCUUUGUUCAACUGAAAACACUGCUUUGAUCGAUAAGGAAGGAAAUGAAGUCGAUUCUGGUCCACUCCUGGUGGUAGAAGAUUACGAACUCUCCAACUAUUCCCCUGAUGAUUCCGAGGAAUAUGACGACGCCAGAAGGGAUGAGUUUAGACAAAGCGAUGAACAAGCCAUAGCCAAAGCGAUUUUAAAGAAGGCAAAAAAUUUCGACCGUGAUGCAUUACCCAAAUCAAAAUUCCGAAUAUAUCCUGACGAAUAUGUUCAUCACGAAGAACUUUAUGAAUGGGAGAAAGAAUCUAAUAAAUGUGAGGAUGAAGAAGCACUUAAAGGAUACUGUGAUAUUGCAUGGGCAGUUUUGAAAGACGACGCUGAAAAUAUGAAAAAGUUUAUUGUGCCUGUAUCACCCUUGUCGGAGAGGUCAAUUCAGUGUCGUAUAUUGCAAGCAGCGGAGCAAAACAGUCUAAAAUGCUUAGAGGUACUUUGUGAGAUGUAUGAAAAGGCAGUGUCAGCCGAAUACUGUCUAUUUCGUCCGUGCAUUUGUUUCACUUCUGGAGUCCUCAUCGAACGACCUAAAGAGACAGCGCUACACGUCCUUGCAGCAAAAACAACGUCAGUGACAGUGGAAGCAAUUCUUGAAGUUUUCGAGAGGAAACAAAAAUUUCUGAAUGAUUUUUCUGACUUCCCCGACGGCCAUGGAUCAACUCCACUUCUUGUCGCAAUAAAACACAACAAUAUGGAUGUGGUUAAGCGAUUGCUUAGAACAGAACCCCGUGUAGACAAAAUAAAUGAUGAUAGCGAAUCCCCCAUUCUUUUAGCAGCUCUGAACGACUAUGCUGUUGUCAUAAAAGAAAUGCUGGAAACCUAUCGUGAAUCCCAAGAAAGGUCUGAACUUCUGGAGAUUAUGAAAUGCAUCGAUGAUAGACAACAUUCAAUCCUUUACCCAGCCUCCCUCAGUGGGAAGUCUAAGGUACUAAACUUGAUUAUGAAAGAGACCGACUGGGGAGAAUUUCUAGACCAAGAGCAGACAGUGACUGAGGAUUGGAAUGAGUUUGUUGGAAAUGUUUGUGCUGCUGGUUGUGAAAAACUGGCGAGAGAAUGUUUUAAACGCGAUUCUGGUCUUCUUGGGAAAGGAGGGGAACCAAAGGUCACACCUUUAAUGAGGGCAGCCAAGGCAAAUCAAGAAAGAAUCGUUCGGCUAAUCUUUGAGAUGAAACCUUCUGAUGAACUGUUUAAUAUUUGUGAUAAAUAUAAGAGGAAUGUUUUUCACUAUGCUGUGGGGAAUGUUGAUGCUCUUCGACACCUUGUUCUCCAGGCCCUAACGUUGGAUGAAUGUGAAGCUAUUAGGAAUCCUAAUGGCAGAUUUCAAUGUAACCCAAUAAAGUUCGCAACUAUAAUGAAACAGAAAGAGAGUCUUGCGUUGCUCGUAAAUAUCGCAAAAUUCGAGAUGUUCAGAGAAGGUAUCGUUAAUCAUGUGGACAUCGAGAUUUUAAAGCAGAGUCUUGAUGUGAUGAAAAGACUGGAUCCCAAUGGCGUAAUAGAUUUGCUACAUGGGUACAUCAAAGAUAACCAGCCGUUCUUAUCAGCAGCUCGCCAUGGUAACGUCGAGCUAAUGAAGUUCCUAUUGCAAAAAGGAGCGGAUCCCUCACAAAUAUGGCCUGGAUCUUACCAAACGGCCGUUCAUCUCGCAGUAAUGUCUGGAAAGCUUGAAGCUGUGGAGUACUUGCUUGAGCAGGACAAAUUCUUGGAAAUGAUUGAUCGUGCAGAUUGUUCAGGGAUCACUGCAGCUGUUUAUGCAACACAGUUUAAUCGUGUAGAAAUUUUAAAAUAUUUGUUAAAGAAGAAUGCGCAGAUUAAAAGUGGUGGGAGACAGCAAAGCAAUAUUCUGGAUUCUGUAUACCACUUUAAAAUGUCUGAGGAAUCGAUGAAAAAAUUUUUUAUGUUUUGUUUAAAACAUGAGAAUCCGAGACUUCUUUACGAGUUGUUCGAAGACUCGCGUAAUGAUCCGGACGACAUUAUGGCAGAGAUUGUCCGCAAAACACCCGACAUCGCAUUUCUAAUCCUUGAUCGCUGUAUUGAAAAGAAAAAUUUUUGUUUGUUUCGGGUGUUCACCUACUGGUUUUUUCCAUUCAUAGGAAUCAGUAAUAAAAAGAAGCUUCAAGCUUUAGAACGCAUGACAGAAAGCCCAAAUGCAGACAAGUUUUUGCGCCAUCCUCUGGUUGUAAAGUUCUUAAAUAGGCGGAUGUAUUCUUCGAGCAUUCAAAAGUGGUUCCUGUUGAGUUUUUUUAUUUAUACCAUGUUUCUGAUUACUUUAACAACAUAUGGCGCCAUCCAAAGUGGAGGUUUGCACGGUUUAAAAUCACCUGGGAUGAUAGCACUCUCCGUCAUUAUUCUCAUUUUAUGCGGAUUGCAUUUAGUAAAAGAAAUAUCUCAGAUGAUUGCAUAUGGAAUGGAUUAUAUGCGGGAUUUGGAAAAUAUCUUCGAGUUGACAAUUUUUAUUUCCGCAGUAAUUUAUGUUGUUCCUGGAGGGGACAAAAAAAACGACGGACAGAUCAUAGCUGGAGCUAUUUCAAUAUUUCUUGCGUGGGUCAACUUCUCCCAGUUCUUGAAAACACUUUUUAAUUUUGGAGUCUACAUCUUCAUGGCAAUUAGAGUAUUUGAAACCGUUUGCAUGGUGUUGCCAAUGGUGAUAUUAUUUCUCGUGGGAUUUUCAUUAUCGUUUUCGUUGAUCAUGCAUCAAGAUGCAGGUUUCACUGAUAUCCCUACGUCGUUUUUGACAACACUUGUCAUGAUGACGGGUGAAUUGGAUUAUAGCGACACGUUCCUUGCAAAUGGAUCACUUCAUGCCGUGCAAAAAAUAUUUCUUGUACUGUUUAUCCUGAUGAUUUCCAUUGCUAUAAUGAAUUUAUUUACCGGUGUUGCUGUGGGUGACGUUAAGGAGAUGUUAAUGAAAUCGAAAGAAAGAAGAAGAAUAAAUAAGGCUAAACUUGUCAUAAAACUGGAAAGAGGCCUUUCUUUCUUCUCAAUCCGGAAAUUUAACCCUGAAUGUGAAUGUGAAUGGAGGAUCAUGGAAUCAUUCGACAGGAUAGAUAAUUUACAAAGGAGGGAAGAGAGGCACCCGUCGUUGUUAACGUGGAUAUGGGAACAGACUUUUCCUGAUGACGAAGAUGAAACAAUGAAGCAUGAAGAAGAGCAAAGAAAACAGUUUUGUGAGUUGAAGGAGGAAUUUGGGCAAGCGAAAGAAUCGAUAAAAGAAAAAAUAGAUAAAACCCACAAAUUGGUCGAAGAAAAAUUAAUAGCUAUGGAAAUGAUGAUCAAAAAAAUAUUGCCGGAGACAGAGCCAGACGGGUCUUCUUAGCUCAAAUUAGCGUUAGUGGCAUAAAAACGUGUGAACUUUAAAACUACAGACGAUUAGAAAGUCUUGAGCUUAUGAAACUAUAGGUAUGGGUGCACACUUUAACGUAAUGUUUCGUUUUACAAGUCAUGCAUGUGUGUUAGUUUUGACUGUAUCGACACCUUAAUUGUCAAUGUGGCGACAUGCAAGCAACGACAAAACGGCGGAAAUAUUUAUAGGUCAGUGUUGUGGCCUUCCUGUUUUGCUUCCGAUGUAACAAUUGUUUCGAAGUCUCUAUGAACCAGGCUUCAAUGCAAUUCCGAUUUCAAAGUGGUGAAAGGAGAUUAUGCAUAUUAUUAAUUUCUUUCGUAAGUGAUUUAUGACUUACUAUUUUCCGAUUUCACAAUUUGUAUUUAUAAUAUUACAAUAAAACACAGCGAAUUGUCACAUCCUCGUGCAUUGAAGUAAAGCAUUGGAGCAAGGCUAUAACAGCAGUUAAUCUAAAGGGUGCUUAAAAGUCAACACUUAAUAUUAAAAAAUGUUCCGUUUGUGAGCUGCACAAUUAGAAGUAGUACUAAUUGCUAUUGUACUUAAUACCAACAAGUAUGAAUUUUAGGUGUUGCCUUUUUUAUACACCCUGUAAACGUGAAAAUAUACCCUGUCUCUGGUAUUCCAUCGUGUGUGUAGAAGUUCAAGUAAGGUAUAGAAAACAUUAAUUUUCAAUGCAUUGGGGCCAAAAGUAUUUCUCAUUGUUGUAAUAUAAGCAUGUUGACAACAACCAGAAGCUUUUAUUUUGCGCCAAGAUACGCACUAACAUUAAAUAACAUACACUAAAAGGAGAUUAGACAAUAACAUAACAUCUCCCCACUAAAGGAAUGUACAAUGUAGCGAAGCGAAUAUUGUUCAGCGAUAGCAAAUAUUGUUCAGCGAUAGCAAAUAUUGUUCAGCGAUAGCAAAUUUUGUUCCGUGAUAUCUUACGGGUUUAUUUACAACUCGUCCGGAUCUUGUUGAGUACUUGAUCUGGGCAGGCCCU